Messenger RNA from Endocarpon pusillum Z07020, 2853 nucleotides. RefSeq lists its product as uncharacterized. The record is from RefSeq and is a predicted model, not a curated record. Gene Ontology annotation, biological process: phosphatidylinositol dephosphorylation. The transcript is spliced from 3 exons. NCBI's taxonomy places the organism in Eukaryota, Fungi, Ascomycota, Eurotiomycetes, Verrucariales, Verrucariaceae. The coding region runs from base 1 to 2853 and encodes 950 amino acids. Gene Ontology annotation, molecular function: phosphatidylinositol-4-phosphate phosphatase activity. Gene Ontology annotation, cellular component: endoplasmic reticulum.
AUGCCGGAUGUCGUGAAAAAACUUAACAUUUUUGCAACCACUGAUGCUUUGAUCCUUCAGCCGGCUGGAGGAUCAGAUCAUAACAACUCUCUUCGGAUCGACUUCAAGAGCAAAUCAAUUGGACCCCAUUUAAAGGUAGAGCCAGAGACUUUCAAACAGAGUCCACAUCUUGAAAGUCAUGGAAUAAUCGGUCUGUUGAAGAUUGCGUCAUCCUCAUUUUUGCUUUGCAUAACUCGCAGGGAACAAGUAGCACAAAUUUUUGGCCGACCUAUCUACGGCAUUAGAGAUAUUGCCGUACUUCCCAUCUCUUCCCAAGCAGAGGUAGAUCAAACCAUCACGAAGAUCCGAGUGGGGCUUCAGAAGGCAAAAGGCUUGCAGGCAUCUGACAUACCUUUAUCCCCAUCUGAGGAGAGUGGAGACGAGAGCUUUGACGACCAUUCCGUUGGGGAUCCUUCAGAAUCGCGGCCUCCAAUCGACGAGACACCACAGGGGGCUGGACACAAUGAGAGCACCACAAGCGUGGUGCAGAAUGUCAUUCAGCGAAAAGGAUAUGGUCAAUUUGCCUCGCAAUGGUUUUCGAGGAGGGGAUGGGGGUUAGGCAACAAGCGCACUGGGACAGUGAGCACUGAUAAAGUCCCAAGCACACAACCCGAAGACCAGAAGUCUCUAUCAGCGAUUGCCACGUCGGUUUCUGAAGUGGACCAUUCGCCUCUUAUAUCGGAGGCACUUCACCGGGAGGAGAAUGGUGACCUGGUGCUCGCGCAGCAGUCAUCCUACGGGGCCGCUACUGAGAUGCUCCCUAAAAUACUACGAGCGGCUAAACUGCUCUUCACCUCCCAAAGUUUCUAUUUUUCAUACGAAUUCAAUAUCACGAGAAGAUUUGGCAGCUCUUCCAUAACAUCUCUUAAAACAGUGUCUCCUGAAGGUUUCGAUCAAUCUUAUUUCUGGAACAGACACCUGACUUUCCCGUUUUCGAAAGCUGGGUUCCAUGCAUUCAUUAUGCCUAUUAUGCAAGGAUUCAUAGGCCAGCAGCAUUUCGUCGUUGAGAACACACAGAAUAAGACACAUACAGAAGCAACCGAACCCGAGUCCUUAGGGAGUGUAUUUGAGGCUGAUGGGAGUAGGGAGCCACCGCAUGAAACUGAAAUUGAGCUCGAUCGUUCUCCAUCCUUCCUACUGACCUUGAUCUCGCGGAGGUCUGUGAAGCGAUCUGGCCUACGCUAUCUUCGGCGCGGUAUUGACGAUGAAGGCAAUUGUGCAAAUACGGUGGAGACUGAGCAGAUCCUGUCUUCCCCAUCGUGGGAAGAUCCAGCCAAGAUCCGCUCGUUUGUGCAAAUUCGAGGCUCAAUCCCGCUAUACUUUUCCCAGUCGCCAUAUGCCUUCAAGCCUGUACCAAUUCUUCACCACUCCUCUGAGGUCAACCAAAAAGCGUUCGACCGCCAUUUUGAAGAGCUGCGGCAGAGAUAUGGUUCAGUACAUAUUGUCUUACUAGUUGACAAGCAAGGAGGUGAAAAGAGCAUAGGAGGGGAAUACGAGAAUUUUGUAAAAUAUUCCAACCAGGCUGAGAGAAGCCGUGAACUAGGCUUCAACUGGUUUGACUUCCAUACCGAAUGUCGCGGCAUGAAAUUCGAAAACGUACAAAAGUUGGUCGAAGCCUCGGAAGACACCAUGAGGUCAUUUGGCGAAACUAUGAUGAACGGCGAAAAUAUCGAACAGAGACAGACAGGCAUCAUUCGGACGAAUUGUAUGGAUUGCUUGGAUCGAACGAAUGUUGUUCAAAGUGCAUUUGCCCAGUAUAUGCUGCAGAAGGAUCUUGCAAGAGAUGGGCUAAAGAUCGACUUUGUGCACGAUGCAAGCACACAAUGGUUCAACACGUUGUGGGCUGACAAUGGUGAUGCAAUCUCUCGCCAAUAUGCAUCAACAGCAGCCCUGAAAGGUGACUAUACUCGGACUCGCAAACGAGACUACCGGGGGGCCCUGAAUGACUUUGGAUUGACACUGACCCGUUACUACAAUAACAUUGUCAACGACUAUUUCUCGCAGACUGUAAUUGAUGUAUUGCUUGGAAAUGUUACGCCCAGAGUUUUCGAUGAUUUUCAGGCCACUAUGAUGAGCGCAGAUCCAGGGAUCUCCAUCCACAAAGUUCGAGAGAACGCAAUUGACACAUGUUCCAAAAUUGUAAUUCAGCAUCAAGAGGAGGAUCUCAUCCAUGGAUGGGCAAUGCUGACACCAGCCCACACGAACACUUUGAGAACUCUGCCUUUUGAAGAAGCUAUUCUAUUGCUGACAAACCAUGCUAUCUAUGGAUGCAAAUUCGACUGGAUCACGGAGAAAGUUGCGUCUUUUGAAAGAAUUGAUCUUCGCUUUAUCACAAAAAUCCGUUUUGGCACCUACAUAACCUCAACCCUAACUGAAGGACAAAUGAACGAAGACCUGAACGUAGGCCUGGUUAUUGCUUACUCCCCCAGCAAAGACAGCAUUAAACGUGUCAACACGAGGUCACUUCAAGUUUCAGCUGCUAAAGAAGCUAAAGACAGAAGCGAAGACAGUGAAGACUCUGCGAUCUUCUCGUGGCUCUGGAACCGGAACGCUGAAUCGUCUCAAUGCAUGGCUAUGAAGGUCAUUCCAAAUCAAUCACUUGCGGAUGAGAAGGGCAAUUCAAGUCCACUUGCUACAGCAGAACACAUAUGCACUGAUAUUCAACGAGCGGUGAAGAAUAGUGUCAGCCAUGGUGAAGAAUGUGAGAUAGACCUUGUUGAAAAAGCAGAUAUCAUCUCGCGAGCGGAUGCGCGCAGCAGAACUGGAUAUCUGGAGCAAAUUGGUCAUUCAAUUAAGAAACUUGUAUGGACAUGA